AUGUACCACACUGGUGAAAAACCAUUUAGCUGUGACCGCUGUCCUAUGCGUUUUACGGAGAAAGGCACUCUUGUCAAUCACGUGAGAACACACACUGGCGAAAAGCCCUACAAGUGUGAUGUGUGUAAAAUGCGUUUUACUAAUAAAUACCAUCUUGUUGUUCAUAUUAGGACACACACUGGUGAAAAGCCAUACACGUGUGAUAGGCAUAGAUUGUACCACUCUGGUGAAAAACCAUUUAGCUGUGACCUCUGUCCAAAGCGUUUUACUGAGAAAGGCCAUCUUGUCGCUCACGUGAGGACACACACUGGUGAAAAGCCAUACAAGUGGGAUGUGUGUAAAAUGCGCUUUACUCAUAAAUGCACGCUUGUUGCUCACAUGAGGACCCACACUGGUGAAAAGCCUUUCAAGUGUGACCUAUGUCCAAUGCGUUUUACCGAGAAAUCCACUCUUGUCGCCCACAUAAGGACACACACUGGUGAAAGGCCAUUCAAGUGUGACGUAUGUAAAAUGCGUGUUACCGGGAAAGGCAGUCUCGUCAGGCACAUGAGAUUACAUACUGGCGAAAAGCCGUAUCAGUGUGAUGGGUGUGAUAAACGUUUUAGCAAUAUAUCUAACCUCAGGGGUCACGAAAAAUGUUGUACAUAA
Molecule: messenger RNA, 648 nt
Organism: Frankliniella occidentalis (western flower thrips)
Lineage: Eukaryota; Metazoa; Arthropoda; Insecta; Thysanoptera; Thripidae
Product: gastrula zinc finger protein XlCGF57.1-like
Exons: 2
Coding region: 1-648 (215 amino acids)
Biological process (GO): regulation of transcription by RNA polymerase II; central nervous system development
Cellular component (GO): nucleus
Molecular function (GO): RNA polymerase II cis-regulatory region sequence-specific DNA binding; DNA-binding transcription factor activity, RNA polymerase II-specific
Source: RefSeq, a predicted model, not a curated record